Messenger RNA from Theobroma umbraticum, 942 nucleotides. NCBI's taxonomy places the organism in Eukaryota, Viridiplantae, Streptophyta, Magnoliopsida, Malvales, Malvaceae. The record is from RefSeq and is a predicted model, not a curated record.
AUGAGUGCGCGAGACCGGAACCUGCCCAGAGACCUGAGCGGACGCGUCGUCUUCAUCACCGGCGCCGCGCGCGGCAUCGGCGAGGAGACCGCCCGCCGCGCCGCCGCCCGCGGGGCCCACGUCGCCGCCGUCGGCAUGGAGCCCGAGCGGCUCUCCGCACUCGUCGAGGAGCUCGGUCCGCAGCACUGCUGGGCCGAGUGCGACGUCACCGACCAGGCCUCGCUCGACGCCGCCGUCGCCACGACGGUCUCGGCGCUCGGCGGGAUCGACGUCGUCAUCGCCAACGCCGGGAUCGCCAACCAGGGCACCGUCGCCCAGAGCCCCGCCGACGUCAUCGCGCGCGUGAUGGAGGUCAACCUCAUCGGCGUGGCGCGCACGGUGUCGGCGACGCUGCCCGAGGUCGAGAAGCGGCGCGGCUACCUGCUGCUCGUGUCGUCGCUGGCCGCGUUCACCGCGCUGCCGGGCAUGGCGGCGUACUGCGGAUCCAAGGCGGGCGUGGAGAACUACGGCAACGCGCUGCGCUUCGAGCUGGCCCACCGUGGCGUCGGCGUCGGCACGGCACACAUGGGCUGGAUCGACACCGACCUCGUGCGCGACGUCAAGGCCGACUCGUCGACCUUCGAGGACACGCUGAAGAAGCUGCCCUACCCGCUCGGCGCCCUCACCUCGGUCGGCGACUGCGCCGACGCCUUCAUCGAGGGCAUCGUGAAGCGCAAGCGCCGCAUCUUCGUGCCGAAGGCGGUGGCCCUGGUGGCCGCGGCGCGCCCGAUCACGUUCUCCUGGCUGGGCGACCUGCCCGUGCUGGCGCAGGCGAGGACGAUGGUGCCGCGGCUCGAGGAGCAGUUCCGGAAGACGGGCCGCCAGUUCGGCGCCACGUCCGGCGGCAUGGGCAAGGCCGCCCGCGCGGUCACGCCCGACAGCACCCCGUCCGACCCGGGCUGA